This is a messenger RNA of Capronia epimyces CBS 606.96, 705 nucleotides long. RefSeq lists its product as uncharacterized. The record is from RefSeq and is a predicted model, not a curated record. The coding region runs from base 1 to 705 and encodes 234 amino acids. NCBI's taxonomy places the organism in Eukaryota, Fungi, Ascomycota, Eurotiomycetes, Chaetothyriales, Herpotrichiellaceae. The transcript has a single exon.
AUGAGUCCAUCGCUCUUCAGCAACGAACACUCGCGCGGCCCGCUCUACCGGUACUGGAAAGAGCAAGGCGAGGAAGAGAAGUCGCUGCGAGACCAACGGAUCCAAGAAGCCAGACUGCGCAGCAAGGGCAUCCUGCCCAUUAACCCGACCUUUGGGCCCUCCAGCAACGACCAGUACACGAGUCGCGCGACCAGCGGUCCUCCUGCUUACCGGCCCGACGAGACGACCGAGACGUCCACUGGCAGUACUACAGAUGACGCACCUAGAAGCCGGGGUCGAGGACCUCCAUCCGACCCGGACGCAGAGCCACGACCGCAAUCACAUCCACGCACAGAGCCACUGCCGUCGUAUGACACAGCCACAGCCACCGGCUCGGCGGCGGCGGCGGCUGGACCCCGAGAGCAGCAAUCCUCAUCUCCGAGCACGCAUCUGUAUCCGUCCGCGGAAGAGGAGAAGGCGCGGCUGCGAGAUCUCGAAGACCAGAAGCGGCAGAUGGCCGACGAUGCCGCCAUCGCGCAGACCCUGAGCGGCGACCAAGACGUCGAGGUCGAUGCCGAUGCCCAGAUACGCUCCCUGAGCGACGAGCCUGUGCAGGACCGCGGCAAGGGAGGGCAGCCUGAGCGGAGAAAGAGCGCCGCCGGCAAAAUCGGCAGAUGGCUGGCCGACGCUGCCAGCGGCUACACCAAGAAACAAGAACGGUGGUGA